Messenger RNA from Aplysia californica (California sea hare), 2490 nucleotides. Its product is annotated as mitochondrial ribonuclease P protein 1 homolog. Gene Ontology annotation, molecular function: tRNA binding. Lineage: Eukaryota; Metazoa; Mollusca; Gastropoda; Aplysiida; Aplysiidae. Gene Ontology annotation, cellular component: nucleus; nucleoplasm; mitochondrion. The coding region runs from base 137 to 1552 and encodes 471 amino acids. The record is from RefSeq and is a predicted model, not a curated record. Gene Ontology annotation, biological process: positive regulation of mitochondrial translation; mitochondrial tRNA 5'-end processing. The transcript has 7 exons.
UAGGGUGCACCUGAAACGUCCAGAAUUGGGUGUUGAUUGAGGUCGUCGUUAAAAGUCAAAGUCAAAGUAGUAUUUAGUGAUCCUUUUCUACUUCAGUCAAUUUUUCAGGUUGUGGUGCUUUCAAGACCGUAGGAAAAUGACUACAGUCCUUGCAAACCAGAGUCGUGUCCCAGGACUGCUCCAUCACUCUCUCCUUCGAAACUCAAAGCUAUGUCAUCAUAUCAGACAGUAUCUCCAGUGCUCUGUGUGCAGAGCAUUUGGACGAAUUGCUAAUUCAACACGGCAACAAAAAGACUCCUUUUUUCCACAGAACCAAUGUACUUUAAUAGCCUCCCAUCAUUGCCAUGCAAGAACAUUUGUUUCUGUUUCUAGUCCAGAGAAGUCCAGACAUGUUAUCUUUAAACACAAUAGCAGUGCUCCCAACUGUGCAGGUUUGUUCACGCACAAACUUCUAUCCGCUUGCACAUCCUUGAUGUCUCCGAGGCAGAUGAGUAGUGUAAAAAAGCCUGUGGUGUCCAGAUUUACCGAAGACAUUGACCUGGACAGUCUGAGGGAAGAACUGAGGCUGGAACGGAAAACCUCUGGGCAAAAUGUACAACUUGUCUCAAAGAUUAAAGAAGCUGUAGCUGCAAAAUGUGAUGCCGCUGUUGCAAACUUGAGUGAAGCCGACGCAAAGUCUCUCAAAGUGAUACAGCUAGAGCACAACUUCCUGUACUCUGAGGGGUACCAUAUUCCAAGUCUGGAGGAAAUGACCAGUGAGAACUGGCUUGAGGCAAUGGGCUGCAAGUCGAAAAACCAACGGCUGAAGUAUUACCUUUUCCUGCAAAGACGAAAGGUCCUAAAGGAAAAUUUUAUUAAAAAAAGAGAAGAGAAAAAGCAAAACAGAACUGUUAGGCCAAUGAAUUCGUACGAGCACGGAAAAAUUUUCAUGCGCAUUUAUGAAAGCACUAUGAAGAGAUGGAACAACUACAGGCUGGCCUCUGCCAUGCAGUACGGCGUGCCGUUGGUCAUUGACAUGGACUUUGAGAAACACAUGAGGCCACAGGAGAUCCGGAACACAGCGCAUCAACUUCUUGACCUGUACGCAUUCAAUCGCCUUGAUGACGGUGAACCUUUCCACCUUCACUUCACUUCCUGUUCAGAAACCAAUUCAAUUUACAGAAUGAUGCAAAUUUUGUUCCAAGACAACCAAGACUUCCUUGCCACAGUGACAGAAAAUUCGUAUCUUGAUCUGUUCAAGAAACAAGAGCUGGUGUAUUUGUCACCCAACGGCAGACAGGUUCUGAGGGAAUUUGACCCCAACACAGUCUACAUUGUCGGAGCCUUCAAUGACAAAGCCACACAGGAGCCAGUGACGUUUGCCAAGGCCAGACAGCAAAACAUCAAAUGCCUCAGGCUGCCCCUUGAUGAGCAUAUAUCAUGGGUGUCAGGAGGCAAGGACUUAACCCUGGAUCAGAUGAUCAAAAUUCUUCUGUCAGUGAAAAAGGGCAAAUCAUGGGAUGAGGCAUUUCAGUUCAUACCCAAGAGAAAGCGAACAGCAAGGGAUCGGUAGAACAACUCAGGAAAAACUUACCUGUACUUUUAGAAGAAAUGAGAGUAAAAAUCUGCUUUCUGGAUUGAAUCUUGUUUUGUACAGCUGUGUUCUUCUUUAGGAUUGCGGCCUACAAAUUACCGUCUGCAGUCUUUUUUUUAUAGGUGUUACUCAUGAAUAUGAAACACCCUUGAUUAAUAUUUUGAAACCUGGACCUUGAUAUAAUUUGGGCCAUUCUAUGAAAAAUGAAACUACAGCUCAGAAGGAGCAAACCACACCAGACCUUCCAACCACCCGCAAGCAUGCCACUAUUCCUAGAUUAGCUGACUAACUUGAUGAGGAUGACUUGCAAAACUCAAGUAGAGAACAAUAAUUGUUUGUAAAAUAACCUGGUGUUGUGUAAAGAAGUUAUGUUGUGCUAUUUACAUUUUGUUAACUGCUGAUAGUACAUGUACAUGAUACACACAGUGGUUUACCAAAAAAAAUGAAUAAAGGAUGAAUUUAAAGGGCAAUAGCUCUGUAAUUUUACUCAGCAAUUUUUGCAAGAAACUGAACCCAAAAAAAUUCAACCAGGGCAUAUCAAAUUUGUGAAUUUGAAGAAAAUGGACCAACAUUUUCAAAAAACAUGAAGUUUUUUAAAAUAAGAACUAAAAUUGAGUAAAACACAAAACUUUACAGCUUCUUAAAAUUCAACUGUUAUAGUGUGUAUUAUUAUGCAAAGAUGACCGAGUUAUUACACUACACUUUACAUGUUUAAUGAGGGUUUUUAAAAAUACAUCUGGUGGUAUAUAUGCGUUUGAUGAAGUAGAAUUUCUUUAUGGGAUUUCUGAUGUAAAGUUGCAUUGAUUAUGACCUCCAGCUGUUCAUAUCAAGCAGUAAUAUUUCUGUUUUUAUAGUUUUAUCACAAUGAUGUUUUAUAGGAUAUAAUAUAAAACAAUAAACUCUCAUUCUGAAGUGUA